AUGUUGAAUUUUGAAACAGUUAACCAACAAUACAUUGGCGGAGUAUGGCAAGAUGGGAAAAGUAAUCGCGAGCUUAUCGAUUUGAAUCCGUAUACCAAUGAAGUUAUAACAAAAUUUAAAAUGGCUACCAAGGACGAUAUUCAUUUAACAUAUGUAUCAGCUCAAAAAGCAAAAUCGGAUGAAUGGGACAAUGUGAAUGCAUACAAGAAAUGUGAUGUUUUUACAUCGGCCCUGGAAUAUAUUCAAUUACACAAGAACGAAAUUAUUUCACUGCUAACAAAAGAAUUAGGAAGUACACGACUGAAAGGUACAUUUGAAGUUGAUAUUACGAUACAAUGUUUACGAGAUGUUAUCACAUAUCCUGUGAAAAUGGAUGGAAAAAUUCUACCAUCGUCCAUUGAACACAAGGAAAAUCGUGUUUAUCGAGUACCGGUGGGUGUCGUUGGUGUUAUUAGUCCGUCAAACUUUCCAUUUUUGCUGACGAUGAAAGCAGUCGCCUCAGCAUUGGCAACGGGCAAUGGAGUAGUAGUGAAACCACAUGAAGAUUCGCCUUUGACUGGUGGUGUCUUAAUCGGUAAAAUAUUUGAACAAACUAAACUUCCAAAAGGAUUAUUAAAUAUUAUCAUAACUGAUAUUAGUGAAAUUCGAGAUUCAUUUAUUGAACAUCCAAUACCAAGAGUCAUAUCUUAUACGGGUUCAACUAAUAUUGGCCGCCAUAUUGGUCAAUUGUGUGCAAAGAAUUUGAAACGUUCACUUUUAGAGUUAGGUGGUAAUUCAGCAUUUAUCGUUAUGGAUGAUGUGGUGGAUCUUGAAUAUGUUGCCCGCUGUGCUGUAGUCAGUCGUUUUAUGCAUCAAGGACAAGUGUGUAUGGCAGCUAAUCGAAUUCUCGUACAGCAAACGAUUUUUAAUCAAUUUCUUGAAAAAUUCGUUAAGAAAGUUUCCGAAUUAAAAGUGGGUGACCCACAAGAUCCCACUACACAUAUGGGCCCGUUAAUUAAUCAUCGACAGGCAGAAGAACUGACUCAGCUUGUGCAAAAAGCAGUUGGCGAAGGUGUAAAAUGUGUUGUUGGAAAUGGACAUGUUAUAAAGGGGAAUUUGGUUGAACCUACGGUUCUCGUUAACGUUACACCGGAGAUGACCAUCUAUCGUGAAGAACUAUUUGGACCUGUUGUGUGUGUCAUACCAUUUACUACUGAAGAAGAAGCAAUUAAAAUGACAAAUGACACUCGUUUUGGUUUGAGUGCAUGUGUUCAUACAAAAGACAUUGAACAUGGUGUUAAAAUAGCAAAACAAAUUGAAACAGGAGCUGUACAUGUAAAUGAUAUAACAAUUAAUGAUGAACCUUUGGUACCGUUUGGCGGUGAAAAACAAUCGGGCAUUGGGAGAAUUAAUGGACAAGGGUCAAUUGAUGCGUUUACAACUUCGAAAUGGAUAUCAAUUAAUCAUGACGAAAGACAUUUACCAUUUUGA
Messenger RNA from Didymodactylos carnosus, 1470 nucleotides. The record is from the annotation of a GenBank genome assembly. Lineage: Eukaryota; Metazoa; Rotifera; Eurotatoria; Philodinida; Philodinidae.